AUGCCGGCCAAAUCCAAGCUGACCGCUCCAGCUGAGCAUGGUUACGAGUUCUUUGGACCCCCUGGCGCAUUUCUUAUUUCGUUCUUCAUGCCUCUCCUCGUCUACGUCUUCACAUUUGCUUGCAACGACAUUUCGGGAUGCCCCGCUCCUUCGCUACUGAGUCCACGCUCUCUAUCUCUCGACCAGCUCAAGCUCGAGGUUGGUUGGCCCCGCGAUGGAAUCUGGGGACUUGCUAGCUGGAAAGUAACCGGCGCGGUGCUGGGAUAUUACCUCCUUAAUCUGAUAUUAUACCGUAUUAUGCCCGCAACCGUAGUGCAAGGGACUGUUCUUCGUUCUGGGGGACGUCUGACCUACAAAUUCAAUACGUUUUACUCCAACACUGCUACAUUGGCUGCUCUGGCGGCGGGAACAGCCGCCCAGGGCGCGGAUUUCCCGGUAUGGGUUUUCAUUAGCGAGAACUACCUCCAGAUCCUCACUGCCAACCUUGGAAUCUCAUACGCGAUUGCCACGUUCGUAUAUGUCCGCAGCUUUAGCGUAAGGCCUGGAAACAAGGAGCUUCGAGAACUUGCCGCCGGAGGCCACUCCGGCAACCUGCUCUACGACUGGUUUAUCGGACGUGAGCUAAACCCUCGCGUGACUAUUCCCUUGAUCGGGGAAAUCGACCUCAAGGAAUGGUGUGAGCUCCGUCCUGGUAUGAUGGGCUGGAUUAUUCUCAACUGCGCAUGGUGUGCACAACAGUACCGAAACUUUGGUUUCCUCACCGAAACCAUUGUCUGUAUCACGGCCGUUCAAGCCCUGUAUAUUAUUGACUCGUGGUGGCAUGAGCCCGCCAUUCUUACUACCAUGGACAUCACCACGGACGGGUUCGGCAUGAUGCUCGCGUUUGGCGACCUUGUGUGGGUUCCGUUCGUGUACUCGCUGCAAACUCGGUACCUCUCUGUCCACCCCGUAUCCCUCGGGCCCCUUGGACUUGCCAGUAACGUUGCUCUUAUCGUCCUGGGCUUCUGGAUCUUCCGUUCUGCCAACAGUCAAAAGAAUACGUUCCGCACCAACCCAAAGGACCCAAAGGUAGCUCACCUCAAGUACAUGGAAACCAAGACUGGCAGCAAGCUUCUCGUCACAGGUUGGUGGGGCAUUGCUCGACAUGUCAACUAUUUCGGUGACUGGAUUCAGUCAUGGGCUUAUUGUUUGCCUACUGGUCUUGCCGGCUACCAGAUCCUGGCUGCCGGCUCCAGUGCAGCUACCGAAGCCUCUUUCAUGAUGCAAGAUGGGCGACGAGUCGUCCAAGGCGACGCUCGAGGCUGGGGCGUGCUGAUUACCUACUUUUACAUUCUCUACUUUGCCAUUCUUCUCAUUCACCGCGAUCGACGCGAUGACGACAAGUGCCACCGAAAGUAUGGUGAGGACUGGGAAAAGUACAAGCGGAUUGUCCGAUGGAGAAUCAUCCCAGGGAUCUACUAG
This is a messenger RNA of Ustilaginoidea virens, 1461 nucleotides long. RefSeq lists its product as uncharacterized. Bases 1 to 1461 code for a protein of 486 amino acids. Gene Ontology annotation, biological process: ergosterol biosynthetic process. Gene Ontology annotation, molecular function: Delta14-sterol reductase activity. Gene Ontology annotation, cellular component: endoplasmic reticulum membrane. NCBI's taxonomy places the organism in Eukaryota, Fungi, Ascomycota, Sordariomycetes, Hypocreales, Clavicipitaceae. The record is from RefSeq and is a predicted model, not a curated record. The transcript has 3 exons.